AGAAACUGUGGAACUCUAACCAUGACUUUACUAACGUUUUUUGAAAGUUUAUGAUCAUUUUUAACACAGAUAAUCCGUAAUCUCACAGAUCGUCUUUUCUGAAAUAAAGCAAAUACUGUCACAGGGAGAUCGCUUGGGUCUCGCAUGUCAAAAAAUAUUUUACAAAGAAAGUGUUGUAUUAUAUUUAGAUGACCUUGGACCCUUCUGCCUAUUUUUUGUAUUUAUUGACAUAAAAUUAAAGUUGUGUUUGAAUAAGAAAUUCAUGAUUUGAAAUUACAGGUACACAUUUGUUAGGUUCAGCUGUUUCUAGACUAUUAAACAACAAUAUAUGGCGAGUAAUAUUUUAAGUAAAAAUAAAUGCGUUGUAUGGCCUCCAUUUAACACUGUGACUGUGUCGGCCAUUGGAGAUGACAAAGCUUUGACGUAUUUCCGCGUAGAAAGAAAUGGAAGCUUGUUUGUAAAUAGUGAUUUAAGGGCAGAUGCAGAGACUAAAUUCUUGUUGCGAUUAUUGGCUGAGGACGGAGGCUCACCAAGGAAAACGGCUAUAGCGACAGUAUUCAUUACUGUAAACAGAAACCUUGCUGCACCCCAGUUUAACCCUGCUUCUUACACCCAGACAAUUGUAGAGAAUUUUCCAGUUGGCAGUGAAAUUGUUACAGUAACAGCCACCGACAGUGACCGUCAUGCACCGAGCAACCAAUUCAAAUUUAGCAUAAAAGGUGAUACAAUGACAAAGACCUACUUCUAUAUUAGUCCAGAUUCUGGUCAGAUUUCUCUGAAACAGACGAUAAGAGGAAGUGGAAUCGAUCAAUUCAAGUUACAAAUCAUUGCAACUGACGAAGGAAUUCCGCCGUUGCUUGGACAGGGAACAGUGAUAGUAAACAUUAUAGAUUCACCAUAUACAAACGAAAGCUGUGAAACAAAUUUACACCCUCCAAUAUUUACAGCACCUUUAUAUUUUGUUAAUGUACUAGAGGGAGACUACUCAUUCAACAACCAAUUGCUCUUACAAAUUAUUGCUUCCGACAACGACGUUGGAUUAAAUGGAAAGAUAGUAUUUGACAUCCAAAGCGUUUCCAACAACGGAGCCGGAAAGUUUAAAUUAGUUGAAACCGAACAGGUCGGAAGGAUAACCUUAACAUGCGUCAGCAGUAUAUCUGGAGGAGAAACCUAUGUGAUAAUGCUCCGUGCAUCAGACAUGGCUCUCCCAAUAUAUAGAAGAAGAAGUUCUUCAGUUCAAAUAGAAGUUAAAGUUGUUCCGUUUUCAGUACAUUAGAGCAGGUGGAAUGGGUUCAAUUUUAAUUAGCCUGCCAUAUUGAUGAAAAUUAUUUGAUAAACGAAAAUGGAUCAAGAGUGUUAUCAAAGUUGGAUAAAAAAAUAACCCAGAACAGCUUCAAACUCCUAGUAGCAGAUUUCAAUUUACAUUAUCCGAUGUAUUGCAACCAAAAUUAUUCAUUAUACCAAUUUUAGUUCACGUCUAAAGGGUUUCCGAGGUAGUUUAUAAUUUCUGUAUGCUUCAUAAAUUUA
Saccostrea cuccullata (small rock oyster) is the source of this 1527-nucleotide messenger RNA. Its product is annotated as cadherin-23-like. The transcript has 7 exons. Lineage: Eukaryota; Metazoa; Mollusca; Bivalvia; Ostreida; Ostreidae. Gene Ontology annotation, molecular function: calcium ion binding. Gene Ontology annotation, biological process: homophilic cell-cell adhesion. Gene Ontology annotation, cellular component: plasma membrane. Bases 329 to 1276 code for a protein of 315 amino acids. The record is from RefSeq and is a predicted model, not a curated record.